AUGGCCAUGCCAAUGGGACCCCCGCAACUUCCUGGCUACUCGCUGAGAGUACAGCUCUAUUCACAGAACGCGCACGACUUGGCCGACAAGCCCAUUCGAUGUUUUCGCGUUGUCACGUCUCCCGAUAGAUCGAUCCGAGAGUUCUGCGAGGAAGCUUCAAGAAUUCAUGAAAUCAAUUACGGAGAACCUCUUGCCGUCAAGAAAUGUCAAGACGACCAGGAGUUCGACGUCACCCAGAGCGAAAUACUAGGAAAUCUCUUUGCGAAUGCAGCUACCAUACGCGUUAUUAGAGCUUCACCAACUCCGGGAGUCCGCGACUCUGUCCCCCCAACCUCCGCUCUUCGUUUUGAACCUACAAGUCGCAAGAGAGGCAGAGAAAGCACACCUGCAGGCAUUGCAUCGGCGCCAUCGAACUCGUACAAGUUGAAUAAGAGACAGCGAUUGACAUCUCUGAACCCAGAUCACCCUCUACCGUCCCGCGAAGGUGAGCCGGAGCGGGGUGAAGUUCCCUCAGAAAACGGCCGCAUACCAGAUAUUAAUGUCAUCCCUUCUUCGCAAGAAAGUGUUAUUCUUGGUACAAAUCAUGGGUUAAACGGCACUUCACGACAAGUAAGGCCCAAUCUUUCUCAAAUCCCCGAGACACCCUCUCCGUCUCCCCCUUCGUCUCCGUCGCCUCCUCCAUCGUUCAAUGAGCAGCCAUACUAUGAAAAACAUCCAACUGAUCACCAAGGUCGAAAGCCCGCAAAUUCCAACCACGAAAACUCAAGUCACAACUCGGAAGCAGAUAAUUCUAGUCCCCUCAAGCAGGCGUCGGCUCGAGCACAGUCUCUUGGUGCUAGCCAAUCGAGGGCGAAGAGCGCCAGCUACCACAUCCAGAGAGCUACAGAGCGAGGCACGUCGGUUUCUACUGCAGCCACAAGUCCACUGUCUACGGACCUUCAUCGCCCAGCAAGAAAUGGCUUGACUCCCGGAGACAAGCGCAACACAUCUGACUCUAGUUCUGAUAGUAAUAAGCAAAAUGGAAAGCGGAAUUCAAGAUCGCCAAAUGAGGAUAGCAUCUAUGAGAACAUUGUCUCCGAGGAUGAUUCUGCUGCUAUUUUGAAUGCAACAAAAGCGACCCUGAAGCUCAAAAAAAGUCAAAGUGCUGGCUUGCAGGGUAUGGAAUGGGCUAAUAAUCGGUUUAAUACCCCUCCUAACGGUCGCCGAACCUCUCGAGGCCCAGGAGCAACGCCAGGAGAAUUGCCUCUCACGCCCAGCAGUAAGGAACGAGAACGUAAGCAACGGGACGCCAAUGAUGCUAAAGAGGCUCGACAAGCAGCAGCUCAGGCUGCGGAGCAGCGAAAGCGCGAGGCUGAGGAGGCAAAAGCUGCCGAAGAGGAACAAGUUGCUCGGCAAAACCAGGCAAGGAGGGAAGAGCAGGAACGUAUCGAUGUCGAGACUUUCAAGAGAGAAGAGGCGGAACGGGCUGCUCUAGUAAUUGCGAAAGCUGCUCGCUUGGAGAAACAACGAGCAGAACGUGACAGGAAGCAAGCAGAGGAUCUCCAAAGGAAAGAAGAGGAACGACGUAAGGAGGAGGAACGGCUGGAACAUCUGAAAGGUGCGAAACAAAAAGAGGAUGCCGAGAACAUUUUGCGAAAUAAAGCAAUGGUAGCAGAGGCGACGCGAAAGCGUAAAGAAGAAGAAAGAAUCCGGGGCGAAGAGGUUGCGAAGGAAAGGCCAUCUUCUCCUCAACUAACAAGAAAGUCCUCGCCCGCUAUCGUGCCAGGCUCCGUUUUGCGACGUCCAUCAUCCUCAACGUCGCUUAUUCCAAGCGGAAGGAAGUCGUCUCUUAAGCCGUCAAUUCGUUCGUCACAAGCAAUUGCUAGCUCAUCUCCAUCAGCACCGACUGUCUCGCCGGAAAGGACAACCAACGGUGUGAAUCUUGGUGCUCAGAUGCCUAAGACCCGACGAGUAUCAUUUGAAGAGCCACCUAGCAAGGAAACUCCCAUACGACCCCCUACCAGGAUUCUUCCUCCUGGCAGAAUGGCCAUCCCAGUUGUGCCAAAACCUGUGACUACUAAGCCUGUGCAGAAAGUUCAAGCAGUGCCUCUCGAGAGACAGUCGCGAACUCCAAUACGCCCACCUCCUACGUUAAAGAGGCCGAGCAACGAUCGUAGCAUAACGCCCGUAGUACCGCCAAAGGUUGCCGAGACACGAAAGGAAGUCGUUCCUCAGGCUGUCAAAAAUAACUCACCCCGGAGAGAGCUUAACCCCAAAGAAACUACCAACAAAAGCACACCCCCGAUUGUUCCAGCGGCCAGGAAGAUUGCGACACCAGUUCAACCUUCAACAAAUGCUAAAAUUGCCUUAGAAUUCUUGCGAUCGAUUGAGCCAACCGCCAAAAAGGCUACCGAUGCAGAAGAAUCAUCUGAUGGUGAUUCUAAUGAAGACAUUCCCAGCAAAGUUAGCUCGUCUAAAGCUACUUCAAAGUCACCAGCUCAAUACAAAGACGAAGCUCCCACUCGCCAAGCAGCCCCGGAGUCCGAAUCAGAAGAUGAGCAGGAAGAAGAGGAAGAAGAUGAAAUAGCUAGUAACCGCUCAUCGACCCGCGAUAGCCGAUCACCUGUUGUCUUCAGUCAACACCCAGGGGGGGCCGUAGCCGGAAAAUCAAACCGCUCCGCCACGCCUGAGUCUGUAAGCGAAUCUGAGAAUGAUCGUGAAGUCGAAAUCGAUACUUCAGAAGGUAGCCAUGAUGGGAUCGACAGCGAAGCAUCAGACGGUGAAGAGGCCGACAAAGUCCCGGAAUCCAGCCCAAGUCUCCCCAGACAUAAGCCCACCGCUAAGCCUUCAGGGCCUGCAUUCGAUCAAGUCAAUAGUAAGAAACUCACUACCGAAGAAAGAGAUACUUCAACAAGUACGCAGGGAGAAAUAGACCAACAACUAACCUCAUCUAUGUACGAAGUUCGCCGAAGCCCACCGAAAUCAUUCCCCUCAUCAAAUCGGCCAUCUUUACAAGUCGGUGCUAGCCUUCAAGCAUUAAAUUCGCGAAAAGCAGCCUUUAGCUCUUCGACAGCGCGAAACCCACCAGCCUCACAACAGCAAGCUCUGAAAGAACCAUCGGGCUCUGAGGGUGAAUCUGAGGAGGACAGUAACGACGACUCGGACUCAGAUGAUGACGAAGAAACGGCUAAGCGUCUUACGUCUGCCCUCUCAAGAUCUUCACAGCAAAGAAACAAACCUCAAGCCAAACCUGCUGGUUCUGAUGCCGAGAGCGACGACGCGGGCUCUAGUUCGGACUCCGAUGCAGGAGAGGAUCUAAAGGCGCAAAUGCGCGACGAACUGGCUGCGAAAAUCGCGAAUAUGAAUAGACCUGAUAGUCAGAAGAGCUCGGGGAGCAGUGUGAAAAGCCCGAAGGUGUUGCAGGGUUCGCAGCUGAAAGAGAAGAAAAAGGAUCGGUACAUUAGUGGACAGACAUUCUCGCAGCCCUCGUUGUAA
Messenger RNA from Lachnellula hyalina, 3474 nucleotides. RefSeq lists its product as uncharacterized. The coding region runs from base 1 to 3474 and encodes 1157 amino acids. The transcript is spliced from 4 exons. The record is from RefSeq and is a predicted model, not a curated record. Lineage: Eukaryota; Fungi; Ascomycota; Leotiomycetes; Helotiales; Lachnaceae.